This is a messenger RNA of Poecile atricapillus (Black-capped chickadee), 2612 nucleotides long. RefSeq names its product phospholipid phosphatase 4 (gene PLPP4). The transcript has 8 exons. Gene Ontology annotation, biological process: phospholipid metabolic process. The record is from RefSeq and is a predicted model, not a curated record. Bases 333 to 1148 code for a protein of 271 amino acids. Gene Ontology annotation, molecular function: phosphatidate phosphatase activity. Lineage: Eukaryota; Metazoa; Chordata; Aves; Passeriformes; Paridae.
CGGGCGGGGAGGCGGGGAGGGGAAAUCCCCAGGAUCCCCGGCCCCCUCCCCCCGAGCGGGGACACCGCGUUAGUCACCGGGACCCUCCCCCCGAGCGGGGACACCGCGUUAGUCACCGGGACCCUCCCCCGGCGCUCGGCUCCGCCGCUCCAGCGCCGCGCCCGCACAGCGCGGCUGCCGCGGCGGCCGAGGGAUGGCGGGGCCGGGGCUGCGCCCGGCCGGGCUCUGCCCGCAGGGGCUCCGGAGCUCCGGACCGGCCCGCCUGAGGCUGCCCCGCUGCCCCCGGGCAUGAGAGGCGGCGCUGCGGGGCUGCGGGAGAGCCGGGACCCACCAUGCGGGAGCUGGCGAUCGAGAUCGGCAUACGGGUGCUGCUCUUCGGGGUCUUCGUUUUUACAGAAUUUUUGGAUCCAUUCCAGCGAGUGAUCCAGCCAGAGGAGAUCUGGCUGUACAAAAAUCCUUUGGUGCAGUCAGACAACAUCCCUACACGGCUGAUGUUUGCAAUUUCGUUCCUCACGCCACUAGCAGUCAUUUUCGUGGUGAAAAUAAUCCGUCGAACAGACAAGACCGAAAUUAAAGAGGCUUUCUUAGCUGUUUCCUUGGCUCUAGCUCUGAAUGGUGUCUGCACAAAUACUAUUAAAUUAAUAGUGGGGAGACCGCGUCCCGAUUUCUUUUACCGCUGCUUUCCAGAUGGAGUAAUGAACUCUGAAAUGCACUGCACAGGUGAUCCAGACCUGGUCUCUGAAGGCAGAAAAAGCUUUCCAAGCAUCCACUCUUCCUUUGCAUUUUCAGGCCUUGGCUUCACCACCUUUUACCUGGCUGGAAAGCUGCACUGCUUCACGGAGAGCGGCCGAGGGAAGAGCUGGAGGCUCUGUGCAGCAAUUCUGCCCCUCUACUGUGCCAUGAUGAUCGCCCUGUCACGGAUGUGUGACUACAAACAUCACUGGCAAGAUGCUUUCGUUGGAGGGAUCAUUGGCCUCAUUUUUGCUUAUAUUUGCUACAGACAGCACUACCCUCCUUUGGGUAAUACAGCCUGUCACAAAUCUUACGUCAGCCUGCUGGAUCAGAACUCAGUGAAGAAAGAAGAGAGACCUACAGCAGACAAUGCCACUGGGCUGCCUCUGGAGGGAAUAACUGAAGGUAUCCUGUGAAAAAUGCAGGCAAAAUAUUCCAGACCACACCCUGGCAGUUGAACAUUUCUUGGAGCAAUCAAGACAAUGUUGAUCAACGACCACAAUUACGGUGCUUCAGACUGGAGGAGACUGCUGCCAUUAUUAUUGUAAUUAUAAUUUCUGUGUUCCUGUUGGAAUAUGCAUCGGCCUUGUAGACAUUUUGUGAUUCAAACAGCUCAAUGUCUUUAUGUAAGGCUUGUCAUAUACUUUCCUCAAAGCUAAGCUUUGUAGAGGUUUUUUUUUUUUGGAGAAGAGCUGCUUCUUGAUUGGCAACACUUGAAUUUUUACAAAAAGCAAGUAAAUUAGGGUCCCAUUAAAAAUAAACCUAAUAACUGUGUACAAGAGGAUGCAACCUUGCUGUGUAUAAACUUAUAUGAUAUUUGGAAAUGACUAUAAAUAGGAAGUGACACUAAGGAACAGAAAGUAACAGGAGUGAACACGGGAGGUUCUGUAGAAACCAGGUUUUGCAAAGCUGCUACAGCUUAACUGUGUCAGAGGGAGGAUGUUUCACUUACAGAAUUCUGAGCUCUACAACAGAGACAGUCAAACUUACCUGUGGUUUUCCUGGUGGAUAUACAGUAAUUCACAAUACCAGCAUCAGCAAAGCAAAAUUAUUUGGCAUUUGCACUGGAUUUGACAGAACAUUCCUCUGGUGUGGUUGAGAUCUUAUUCUAGAAAUCCACAGAGUUCAAUGGAGGUUUAACAUUCCUAGAAAGUUUUUAAACCAUCCUACAGAAUUCUGGAACAAAUAUAGUUUUCUAUUAGUUCAUGUGGGAGGAUUAGGGAGAGCCCCAGAGUCAGGGUAAGGCUUAGCCAUUAGCUCUUUCUUUCAGCAGGAACCCUAGUCUUCCAGGUUAUAUGCAAAUGUUAAAAAAAAAAAAAAAAUAAAAAAUAUCUUCAAUCAAAAUUAGAAGUUUAAUACUGAUGCAUAGAGCAUUUUGCAUGUUUUUAUAUAGAUCUGGCUUAUUCUCAAAAUGGAGUGGGGCCUUCUAACUGUGCUGUACACAUUCUCAGUAUUUUAAUGGCUUUUGAUACAAAUGAGCUGUCUUUGGGAUGAGGAAAAGCUCAGACAGCCCUCAAGUGAGUAGUGGCUGUUAAAGGAUUGGAACAUGAAGUGUAAUACAGCAUAAAAACUGAAAUUGGGAGAGUAAUUGGUGACCUCAGAAAAGCAGGAAAGAACAACACAUUUUAAUGGGAAUAAUUAAAUCGAGAGUCGUAAAGCAGACAACGUAAAAGGUUUGAUUAAAAUGUAAUUAAAAUUAUGAAAGGCUUAAUGGAAUGAAACUCGUGGAGGGAUCUGUAGGUGCCACAAUCACCAGUGCAAAGUCAGCGUAGGGAAGGCAUUUUUGUGGAUCAAUGUAUUUUAAUCUCAUGCUUUCUCAAUGUGAAGGAAAUGUAAUGUUGUAAUGCACCAAUAAAACAACACAUGAAUGUGGGUUUGUA